Musca domestica (house fly) is the source of this 1845-nucleotide messenger RNA. RefSeq names its product retinol dehydrogenase 12. The coding region runs from base 560 to 1654 and encodes 364 amino acids. The transcript has a single exon. Lineage: Eukaryota; Metazoa; Arthropoda; Insecta; Diptera; Muscidae. The record is from RefSeq and is a predicted model, not a curated record.
AUCUCAGCAAGUUAGUGUGGAUCAGUGUACAAGAGUGAACGCUUGUUGUUGGCGCGUCCGUCGUCUUUUAAAGCUAUUCGAGGUGUCUUCCGAACACAACGCUCAGUUUUUGUAUUAUUAUUUUUGGGCAAACUCCACAUAGCUAUUCCCAGUUUAGAGACCACUCACUCACUCACCGUUUGUCUGACGGCCUGCCUGUCACAAGUCACUCAGCCACUCACUCGCCGUGCUUUAAAGUGGCAUAACAUUCGAUGUGCAACCAAACAAGGGCCACUAAAGCGAACUAAAUUUCUAUAGAAAGUUUUUUGUUUGUUGUUUCCGAAUCGUGUUCGAAUCGUGUUAAUUCAACAAGUUUCUCGCAUGUGUCCGGAGGUAUGCGCAUGCGCCUUGGUCUUGUGAAAAUACAAAUUGUUACGCGAGUGUACAUUCCAACAGCUAGCCAGCCAGUCAAUCGGUCGGUCGGUCAGCCAGUACGCCAACACGAAAGCAAAAGAAAAAGUUUGUUUGAGCAAGCAUUUAGCAAUAUUUGUCUCUUAUUCGGAAACAAGGCCAGCCAGCAAUGACGGAUGUGGAAAAUCCACAACAAAUCCAAGACGAGAUUAAGAAAAUCUGUUUUGAAGGAGCCUGGGCUUGGAUUAUUGAAAUUGUCUUCUGGUGUUUAGUUGCCUGCCUGAUCAUGUACUUGAUCAGACGUUUGGUGGAGGGUCCAUUCUAUCGCAAGCCCAAUCGGGUCGAUGGCAAAGUUGUCAUUGUUACGGGCUGUAACACAGGCAUUGGCAAGGAGACGGCCAUGGAAUUGGCCAGGAGGGGGGCUCGCCUCUAUAUGGCCUGUCGUGAUGCUGCUCGCUGUGAAGCUGCCCGCCUGGAGAUCAUUGAGAAGACACAAAACACCAAUGUCUUCAAUCGCACUCUAGAUCUGUCAUCACUCUCCUCGGUGCGCCAGUUUGCAGAGCGCUUCAAGGCAGAGGAACAAAAACUGGAUAUCUUGGUUAACAAUGCUGGUGUGAUGGCCACACCGCGCAAACUCACCGCCGAUGGAUUCGAACAGCAAAUGGGCAUCAAUCAUUUGGGUCAUUUUCUGUUGACAAACCUGCUCUUGGAUCGCCUUAAGGCUGCUGCACCCAGCCGUGUGGUGGUUGUCAGUUCGGCUGCCUACAUCUUUGGUAGCAUCAACAAACAGGAUUUGAUGAGUGAAAAAUCGUAUUCGAAAUUCUUUGGAGCCUAUUCGCAGAGUAAACUGGCCAACAUUUUGUUUACCCGCAAAUUGAGUGAAAUCCUGAAAGACUCCAAGGUGACGGUGAAUUGUUUACAUCCCGGCAUUGUUCGUACCGAGCUAAUGCGUUACAACUCCUGCCCCAAGACAUGGAAUGUCAUUAAGAGAGUUAUUGAUAUAUUCAUACGCUCACCCAAGGCUGGCGCCCAAACAUCAUUGUUUUUGUCGUUGGAUCCGAAAUUGGAAUGUGUUUCGGGGGGUUUCUACUACAACAUGUUGAGAUUCCCUGUCUUGCCGAAGGCUAAGGAUGCUGAAAUGGCCGAAUGGCUUUGGCAGGAAAGUGAAAAAUUAGUUGGCCUCAAACAGUCCAUGGCUGCGCCAGUGAAAAAAGAAGAGAAUUCUGAAAUGGAAACGGUUAAAGUUGUGGCGAGAGAGGAUUGAGAGAGAGAGUAAUUUAUUUACAUAAAUAAUUGAAAAAAAUAAAAAAAUAAAGAAUAAAAAUGAGAAAAGUACCAGUUUAGUUUGUAAAUUUUUAUUUUUAGUUAUUAACUUUUUAUAUUUAUUUUUUUUAUAUCUUUAACUUAAAAUGAUAAUUAAAGAAGAACAAAUACAUUUAUUAUUUAUUUUGAAAA